UCAUUGUUGACCAAAGAGACUGAAGACAGAGCAACUGCAGAAAUGUUUUCGUUUAUUGGGAAAUUUUUCGGAGGCAACAACUCCCCACCUCCACCGAAACGUGACCCUCCAUUGUUUGAGGAGCCGUGGGCGAAAGUCAACUGGGGGGGCAAAAAUGAGUUGCUGCGUCAUGUGAGGGAGUUCAAACCUUCGAGAGAUGAGGUGCAGAAUGUGCGUGUUCUUCUGUAUGGGCCUGUGGGAGCCGGGAAGUCCAGUUUUGUGAACGCUGUGAGCUCUGCGGUCCAAGGCAGGCCAUCCAUUAUUGCUGCACCCAACGCCUCCACUGAUGGCACCAAGAGCUUCACUGUGGAGUACAAAACCCACAAAAUCAGAAAAGGAAAUGGAGCGCACUAUCCAUUUGUGUUCACUGACGUCAUGGGUCUGGAGAGUGGUGAAAGUGUUGGAGUUCGAGCUGAGGACCUCAAACUGGCCAUGAUGGGCCACGUGAAGGAAGGAUACAUGUUCAACCCUGUUUCUACGCUGUCGCAGACCAACACUCAGCACUAUAACCCCAGUCCCACUGCAAAUGACAAAGUGCACAUCCUAGUGUGUGUGCUCAAUGCAAAUUCUCCAGAUAUCAAGCCGUCUGUGCUUCAAAAGAUGAGGGAAAUCAGAGAAGCAGCUCGAGACCUGGGGAUUCCUCAGGUUGCCGUGGCCACACACAUUGAUCUCACAUGUGAAGAGGUCCAAAGAAAUCUGAAGAAUGUGUACAGGAGCAAAUACCUCAAACAAAAGCUGGGACAGUUCAGUGCUACUAUUGGAAUUCCUGUGAACUGCAUUUUCCCAGUGAAGAACUACGGUCAGCUGCUGGAAAACGAGGACAACAUGGACACGCUGAUCCUGAGCAUUCUCAAAAACAUGCUCUACUUUGCAGACGACUAUAUCGAUACAUUAUAGAAGUCUGAAUUACUUCACUUGUUUCCAUUUUACUAAAUAUCACAAAGGAAACAAAUAACUAAAUAUUAAAGUAUAUGUACAAUCACUUUUACACAUACACAAGGAUUAUGAUCUUUGAUUAUGAUGUGGAUUACUUAAUAUUGCUUUGUUGUAUUAUUGUUGUAUUGUAUUUUAGAGAACUGCACAACUGCUAAUAAUGACCAGUGGGGUUUCAUAGGUUUCAUAAUAAUGAAAAAUUGGAUACAUUACCUUAGCAAUCAACAAUAUAAAACAAAUAUGCUGUCUUUUGGUUACUGAAAAGUCUGCUGCUUGUAUAAUGUUGCCUGUAAGUAUCCCUGUAACAGGAAGCUGAACCCCCGUGUAUUAAAAUAUCAUGUUACAAAGACUUCAAAUUAACAAGUUUGUACCAUGUUGUAUACCAGUUGAAAUUUGUUGAAAGCUUUCAGAAAACUGCUGCCCUCUGCUGGCUUAACAAAAAACUAGAUAUUUCAU
Molecule: messenger RNA, 1428 nt
Organism: Periophthalmus magnuspinnatus
Lineage: Eukaryota; Metazoa; Chordata; Actinopteri; Gobiiformes; Gobiidae
Product: interferon-induced protein 44-like
Exons: 9
Coding region: 43-936 (297 amino acids)
Source: RefSeq, a predicted model, not a curated record